Messenger RNA from Suillus plorans, 2126 nucleotides. Its product is annotated as WD40-repeat-containing domain protein. The coding region runs from base 392 to 1921 and encodes 509 amino acids. The transcript is spliced from 9 exons. Gene Ontology annotation, cellular component: U4/U6 x U5 tri-snRNP complex. Gene Ontology annotation, molecular function: U6 snRNA binding; U4 snRNA binding; protein binding. Lineage: Eukaryota; Fungi; Basidiomycota; Agaricomycetes; Boletales; Suillaceae. The record is from RefSeq and is a predicted model, not a curated record. Gene Ontology annotation, biological process: mRNA splicing, via spliceosome.
UUAGUCUGCAUGAGAGCAAAACUAUAUAAUUAUGUACAGCGAAAAACACACUAAACAAGGCCCAGAUGACUCAAUUUAAGGUGCUAGCAGCUACUGGUCCAAGCAGCGUUAGACUCGGAAACACAAAAAGGUACUUGUCAUUGUGUGAUUCAGACAGGUAGUGUGUUGGCUGUGAAAACACAUUUCUAUAGAACUGUUGCUACUACGAAAAACUGCACGUGGCUUCUGCGCGUGAGGGUGAGAUGAGUGUGCGCUGGAGUAGGAUAGCCCCAAUUAGUAGUGGUAGCUGUUGUUUGGAUCCAAAGCUCUUGCCAAACAACACUAGAAUCUCAACAGACUCGUCCAAACCUAUUCUUUGCCAGAACCACGUGUCAGGCCCUUCUGUUCCAUUAUGUCAGAGCUGACAUACGAUUCGUUGAUGGAUGAUGGAAACUAUCUGGGCUCUGAGCGGGCCCGGAUGGAGAACAAGGUCAUCCUCGAUGAGCUCGAGCGAAAGAAGAAGGCGCGCAACUUAGCUGUACCAACGGACGACAAUAAGGUCAAAGCGAGACUGCGAGAAAUUGGUGAACCUAUCACACUUUUUGGUGAACGAGCAGCAGAUCGACGAGACCGACUGAUAUAUGUCCUUUCACAAAUAAAUGCCGCAAGGGGUGAUGACCACCCAAUCGAAGAGGCAUCCUCUGAAGAAAGCGAGGAAGAAGGGGAGGAGUUUUACACCGAAGGCUCCCUAGAGCUUCUUCAAGCUCGAAGGAAUCUCGCAGAAUUUUCUCUGCCCAGAGCUCAAAAGCGCGUCGCUCAGCAGCGAAUAGACAGCAAAAUACCAUUAGGGCGCAUAAUCGACAUACGGAAGAAGGUUUUCGCAGGGGUCAAGCGUUUUAGCAAUAUUGGUUCACAAAUUGGCGACGAGCGCCCGAUAUCGCAAGUGCGUUUUGCACCCAAUAAUAAAAUUCUAGCUACUGGUAGCUGGUCCGGCACCGUCAAGUUGUGGAAUGUACCUGCAUGCACAACUAUACGCACACUCAGAGGUCAUGGUGAUCGUGUUGGUGGUGUUGCGUGGCAUCCGCAAGCAACAUUAACUCAAGAAGAAGGAUUAGUGAACCUGGUGUCGGGUGCAGGAGAUAUGUGUGUCAAUCUAUGGUCUUUGAAUAGCGAUGCACCGCUCUCUGUGAUGAAGGGCCAUGCAGAUCGCAUCUGUCGUGUAGCAUUUCACCCUUCCGGUCAUUUUGUCGCUUCUGCUAGCUUCGAUACCACUUGGCGAUUAUGGGAUGUGAACUCCUCGAAAGAAUUACUCCUCCAAGAAGGCCACUCAAAGGAAGUGUAUGCUGUUGAGUUCCAAGGUGAUGGGGCGCUAAUCGCAUCGGGGGGCCUAGAUGCUAUUGGACGAGUGUGGGAUCUGCGCACAGGACGCACAGCGAUGGUACUCGACGGUCACGUCCAAGGCAUCUUCGGAAUCGACUUCUCUCCAAACGGAUAUCAAAUUGCCACUGGCGCUGGCGACGACACAAUACGGAUAUGGGACAUGCGCUCUCUGAAGGCCCUGUACACCAUCCCCGCACAUGUCUCCAAUGUGUCCGACGUCCGUUUCUUCCGUGCUGAUGCACUCCCAUCAUUCAAGCCCAAGGCCGAAUCCGCAGAUGUUUUUAUGAACGAGAUUACCGAAGGUACAGAUGCAGACAAGAGUCAUGACACUGAGGACGACGUCCAGGAGUGGAAAUAUCGUUCAGGGCUGUAUCUAGCCAGUUCUGGAUACGAUGGCUACGUGAAGUUGUGGAGCGCCGACGAUUGGCAGCUACUCCGCACGCUAACGACAGAUUCGGGCAAGGUCAUGUCUGUGGACUUAACAAGCGAUGCGGAGCUGCUCGCUUCCGGUACUUACAAUCGCAAUUUCCAAUUAUUCGCUCCAGAGGAUAUCCCAGUGUAAUAAUGCUUUGCUCGUGAUAAUAAUUGUUACUUCAGAGAUACAAAUGCGAGCUGACUCAACUGGCAGUGCGUAUUAUACGGUUGCGAUGAGCAGCCCAUACAUAGUGUUCGGUUGGAACACGGAUCUUCUCGAUCCGGGACCAAUAAAUGAAAUUAUAUAAGUCCAUCCCUGACCUGCAAUUCAAUUGUAAUUUUAAUCAAUGAGC